This is a messenger RNA of Bombyx mori (domestic silkworm), 983 nucleotides long. RefSeq names its product small proline-rich protein 2H. Lineage: Eukaryota; Metazoa; Arthropoda; Insecta; Lepidoptera; Bombycidae. The transcript is spliced from 2 exons. The coding region runs from base 474 to 896 and encodes 140 amino acids. The record is from RefSeq and is a predicted model, not a curated record.
UUGGCAUAAUAAUAUUAAACUAAAACGUCAAUAAGAUUACUGUUUUUAAAAAGCUACUCAAGAUACAAGUAACGCUAAGAAAAUUACUAGCAAAACUUGCGUUAAAAAAUCACUGUUUCUUAUUAAGACAAUACACAAUAUAUUGAAAUGAAAAGUAAAUACUAUUGAUUAGCGCAUCACUGGGGAAUGUUUGGUAAAAAACAUAGACCUAUAAAGUAAACUUCAGUGGUAAAAAGUUACGUUCGUAAAAUUGUAAUAAAACAUAAAAAAUAAAUCACAAAUGCAUCACAAAAUAAAAUUACAGAUUCGGCAGAGCAUGACCGCAUCCAGUAAUUUUCUAUACACAUUUCUAAACUUUUAAUUAUAAACUCUUUGCAAAUAAAUUCAGUCCAAAAAGAACAUCACAAGUGUCAUAUUUUUUAACUUUAAAAUUUUUCGUAUUAACUAUUUUAAUAAUUUAAAAAUAAAUAAAAAUGAGUGCUCCUUUCUACAGCUACGAUCCCUGUGUUUGCUCUGGAAUGCCAUGUGGUGCAUGUUAUCCGUACACGACAAAGCCCUGUGCUGCAUCGUGUAACGACUUGAGGGUUUGCUCCGUGUGUCCUGGAGGAGGGUGUUCCCCUUGCCCGCCCCCUGUUCGACCGUGUCCAGAGCCUUGUCUGCCGAUACCAGUAUUACCAAACCUACCUCCGUGCCCUCCAUGUGAAAAACCGGUUACUUGCAAACCAGAUCCAAUACUAGUCUACGACACCAUAGCGAUUCCAGCAUGCAGGCCGAACCGUUGCAAGCCCUGCCCGUCGUAUUGUACCGAACCAGCUGUCUGCAAGCCGCAACGUUGCAGCUAUCCAGGAGUACCUGUCUGUAAGGGUGGUUGCGGACCUAGCAUGCCUAUUUGGUGAUUUUUGUUUGGAUGGAAUCUUAUAUGCAAUUGUUAUAUCAUUGGAAAUUGUAUUUAACGUGUUAUGUAAUAAACGUUUAAAAAAUAA